This is a messenger RNA of Esox lucius (northern pike), 2290 nucleotides long. Its product is annotated as schwannomin-interacting protein 1. Bases 479 to 1204 code for a protein of 241 amino acids. The transcript is spliced from 6 exons. Gene Ontology annotation, biological process: positive regulation of hippo signaling. NCBI's taxonomy places the organism in Eukaryota, Metazoa, Chordata, Actinopteri, Esociformes, Esocidae. Gene Ontology annotation, cellular component: cell junction; plasma membrane. The record is from RefSeq and is a predicted model, not a curated record.
CUUGCCACCCGCCCCUCUAAAAAUAUUGUAAACAAGAAAUCUCCAACGUUUAUUAACAUACUGUAUACUAGUAUAACAUGUGUCGUGUGUUUGAUCAAUCAUAUUCAUAGCAAGCAAACGAAAUCGUUAUACGGUCCGACAGCAAGUUCGAUAACUACUUCAACUUUGUAAAAUUAAGACGUUUUGGUAAUAGGCUAUGGGCUUGUAUGCAUACUUGUAUAGUUCAGCUGAUAGAAAAGAAACAAUUUACUAUUAUGAGUUUAGUCUGUUUCCUCCGGAGUAGCUAUACUGGUUGAUCCAGUUGUUGAUUCUAAACUAUUGACAGUUUUAUAAGAUUGUGCAAAUAGGUUGGCAGUUGCUAUUUGCUAGACUAUUACUUUUUAUUACCCACCACAAUUCACUUACACCAAAUGUGAAUUAAUCAAAUCCUCUUCCAUGGCGUCCCAUUCUCUGCCAUCAACCCAGAACUGGGUGAGGGAUGGACGGGGAGAAAGAGACAGCGGAGAAGGAUGACACAGAGCUGUCCGAAGAAGGGGCUGGACGCAGUCAUUUCCACGAGGACGACCAGGACCUACCCAUCAUGCACUGGGAGGACCUAAGUCUAAGGAUUGCAGAGCUGGAGAAACAGGAGGAGGAGAAGAGGGAGAGAGCAAAGAGUACAAGUGGGUCAGAACAGGGGAGUGUGUCAGGAGGCUGGGCAGAGGAGAGGCAGGGUGGGCUGUGGAGGAGGGAAGAAUGGGAGGAGCAGGAGGACUACGGAAGAUGUAGAGUCACAGUCGUCUCAUCUAGAAUCAACAACCACAAGAAUUUACAGUUAUGUUACAUCAACAACAGUGAGAGCGAUGAUGAUGAGGACGAGAGGGGGGCUGGCAAAAAGGGUUCUAUAGAGGCAGGUGGCCGUGGUUACCGUCCCUCUGGACUGAAGCUGGAGGUUAGAGCUGCACUGAGUGCGCUCAGAAACAAGUUGCUUGCAGAACAGAAUGAGAAAGAGCAUCUCACCUGCAGCAGCGUGAUCACUAAAAGGAAACAUCUGGAACGCUGUGACUUGGAAGUCUGCACAAUACAGCGACUCAACUCCCUCAGAACCUCCCUAAAUCACGACAUACAUGACCUGAGCUCAGAGUUGGUGGGUCAUCUGUUGGUAAGGGACCAGCUGAGGACCAAACAAGACGCUAUGCUCCUAGACGUACAGGAUCUGACAUAACCUUAACCCAUAGGAGCACAGGAUGUGACCUCCACUGCCAGGAACUUCUAGAAGUCAUUGUGAACAAUAGAGGAUUUUGUUAUCCUUUCCAGGAUAUGCCUCUUUCAGACUGUGUUGCCCUAGUAGCUUACUCAACAUACGAUUUUUCAUACAGGAAAACAUUUCAUGAAGGAUGAAAACUGAUAAGCAACAACUUGGACUGGUAUGAUGGAAUCUAGAUCACGCAGAUAGGAUAUGGAGGAUAUCUUCAUCUUGCAUUAUGCUUGAACAUCAUUUUCAUCAACAUCAUUAACUGGGAGAGUACUGUAUGAGAUCCUUUCAACCAACGCAUGCACUUAAAAAAAAUCAUAUCAGGAGUGUUUUUUGUGAUGUUUGAAAAAUCUUGGAUAUCUGAAGGUUUAUCUUAUCAAACGUGGAACCUUCACAGGCAUCGUUUGAUCAAGCCUUCAAUGAGUUAUAUCAUUUACCUACGGAAGAGGGAUUACAGCUUUUCCACAAGUUUUAUUGUGUAAACAUUGCAAUAUCCGUGAGUUACUAAUAUAAGGGAAAGUGUGAAACAAGCUAAGGAGUUACACUCAGGCUAAAAUGAACUAUCCUUUAAAAUUGGUUGAGAAGCUCCUUUGUUACUAAUUUAACAUAAUUAUCAUGUUUAUUAUUACUAUAAUGCAUUAUAAAAGGCAUUAUAAAAUGUAGUUGCUGAUGUCCACGUAUAGUACCAUGUAUAUGAGGUGAUUCUUAUGAGGAACAUUACUCUAAACUACCACCUGCAUAGGAAACCACAAUGCUGCUAUUCCAUUAAUUAUGUGUAGGCACAAGAUAUUUACCUGAAGAUACAGGCCCAGAGUCUUUCUUGUUCAGGUCACAUGGUCACUUCUUGUGCCUUAACCAGCCAGUACUAUGUCGCACUUUCACAUAAUCAUGUGUGUUGUAGAAUGAUGCAAAGAAUGAACUGUGAUAGGAGAUUCAUAGCCAUAAGAAAGGGAAGAGUGCUCUAAAGUACAGAGUAUUUCACUUUUUAAUCUGAAGUGUGUUUUGUUAUUGACUUUUUUCUUAAUCCUUUUGUAUUCAAUAAACUUUGUAAGGUAA